AUGAAAGAGACUAUUUCCAAAAAAUUAGAUAAACGAUGGAGUAAACUUGUGUUGGAUGUGGAGAACGAACCAACACAUGCCACCACAAACACUACAACUACUACGACAAAUUCGAACAAACCACUCCUCAUUGUUUUCUUUUUCGAGGAAGGAGAUAUUCCAAUUCAAAAAAAUUCACGCAGUCGUCGUCGAAAAGCAAGUGAAAAUAAGUCAUUCAAUCUGGACGAGUUUUACGACCAAAAAUCAAGUGAUGAAAUAUUAAAUAAUCAGUUAUUAAAUGAUCAAAAGUUAAAUGAUCAAGAAUUCGUUUGUGAAGAAUUAAAUGAAGGAAUAAAAACAAUGAUACUUACGAAUGAUUCACCGCCAUUGACAGUAAAUCGAUCAAUAGGUGAUGAUAAAUCUCCAUCGAAGAAUAACUCACCAGCAUUGGAAGCAAAUCAAUCCAUGGCUCAUCAUAAAUCUCCGCUGAAGAAUGAUUUUACUAUGACAAAUGUUCUUGCACCAUUAGAUAACUUAAUAACGAAUAAUACAUCGAUGGAUGGUUUGAAUUACGAUGAUCCCACAGAUCAUUAUUUAACCAAAUUACGAAAAGAAAAUGAUUUAUUAAUGAAACAGUUCGAUGACAGAAUAGAUCAAUUUCAAACAAAAAUUAAGAAAACCAUCGUGCAGUUGAAGCAAAUGAAUUAUGAUUUGAAACAAUUGGUAAUCGAAAAAGAAAAUAAACAAAAUGAGUUUGUUUUUCUCUUGAACGAACAUAAACGUUUUGCCAUAACAAAGAAAUUGAAUCAAAAUCGACGUAAGCCGGUGAAAAGAAUUAAGAAUGCCAUUGGCGAUGAACGAUCGUCAGUAUGGAUGAUUAUUGUCGAGUUUUUGAAAGUUGAUGUCGAUUGUAUGCAUAACGUUAGUUGGUUUCAUUAUUCACUGAUCAAAUAUAUGAACUUGAAAAUCGUAUUUUAUCUGAUUUGUGUAAUCGACUUCGAUCCAGCCUUGUCUUUUAAACUUGGCUUCACAGCAGAACAUGCGAUAAAAGAAACAAACAACAAUUAUGCAAUGACAAUUGGCACCAUAUUCAAAUGUCCUCUGCUAAAGUUUUUCUAUUUAUUUUGUGAAACGAACCACUGUAUUGGUGACAUUGAAGUGCAUCCAANUCUAAUUCAAGCAGCUUCGCUAUGUUGCCUUUCAUCUUUAGCUAUUCCUAUUCAGCGAAGUACUAAUAUAGAUACAGUAUGGAUGUCGGUCAUGAAAUUACCAGCUCUAAAACAUUUGAGGGUGACUUUUAAAGGUAAAUUUCAUUUUUAUUUACCAUUCAAGACAGCAACGAUCACAAGCUCUAUCGAACAUCUGAUCAUCAAUGGUGAAAUCGAUUGUUCUGAUGUCGAUUCUGUUUUAUCGUGCCUUCCUCGCCUUCGUCGCUUGGCAAUUAAUCAUGUGUCUACUCGCUGCAGAUUUCUGACAUAUCCUUUUACGUCGAUAUUAAGUGGUCUAACUCAUGUUUCUCUUCAUCUAACUGGAGUAACAUUUGAUCAAUUCGAAAGUUUUGCCAAAGCAUGUCUCGGUCUAGUCAAAGUUUUGCGUCUCACAUCAAACGAUGACACGACUUAUUUGGACGCUGACAGAUGGCAAAAACUAAUCGAAAAUCACAUGUCUUCUUUGCAAAUUUUCGAUAUUCAAUAUAAGUAUGCAGCUUAUACUAUACGGAAACGUGCAUGUUUGAAACAACACUUGUUGAACAGUUUCGAAUCACAGUUUUGGUUUGAACGAAAAUGGUUUUUCACAUAUGAAAUCAACUACGAAGGUUCAUCACAUGGAAUCGUCUAUUCAACCAAACCUUACACACGGAAGAGUUUCACAAUAGCUGAUGAGUCAGAUUCAACCGAGAACAUCCAAAAUGAGAAAACUCUAUUUCCCACUGUCGAACGUGUAAUGGUUUAUGAUGAGAAACAGAUUGAGUAUUGCUCGAAAUAUUUUCCAAAUGCUACUGAGUUGACCAUUUCUGACCAACGAAUCGACCGUUCGCGGCGAUCUGCUAUAAUCAGCAUCGCUGAUAUCGUUCCAUUGGAUCAACUCACUAAAUUAACGAUUGCUUAUUCUCAUCGACCGUUUAGUAAAGUAAUUGAGCUCUUGUCGUCCACACCCAACGUGCAUACAUUAGUCUUCAAAUCUAUCACGAUCGUUGCAACAGAUUAUUCUGAUUUACAACAAACCAAGCAGUUUCAAUUAGUGACCAGUCAAAACAAGAUUAAAGCGUUGACUGUUUCGUUUAUUUAUUCAUUCAGGACUAUUCAACUCUUCGUUAAUCUUUGUCCAAGACUACAGUACAUUUCUAUGGGCACAACGGAAACGCCUUUGGAGCAAAUAAUUCGAUUUUUAUUAGGACAAACGAAGAAACCGACUUGUUGCCUAUCAGCAAUAAGAGUUUCUGAUGUCAAUGCAGUAGUUAGCGACAAACUAAAAGCGAUCAUAGAACUCGAACAACUGCUUGACAAUUUUGCAAUAAAAACUAUUGAAAAUGAUUUUUUUCUCUGGUGGUAG
Messenger RNA from Adineta ricciae, 2532 nucleotides. Lineage: Eukaryota; Metazoa; Rotifera; Eurotatoria; Adinetida; Adinetidae. The record is from the annotation of a GenBank genome assembly.